Messenger RNA from Dacryopinax primogenitus, 1540 nucleotides. Its product is annotated as MFS general substrate transporter. Gene Ontology annotation, molecular function: transmembrane transporter activity. Gene Ontology annotation, biological process: transmembrane transport. The transcript has 5 exons. Lineage: Eukaryota; Fungi; Basidiomycota; Dacrymycetes; Dacrymycetales; Dacrymycetaceae. The record is from RefSeq and is a predicted model, not a curated record. Bases 1 to 1536 code for a protein of 511 amino acids.
AUGACUGCCUCAACAAUCCGCUCGGGGAGCAUCACCCCGAUAUCUUCCACCCCAGCCGACUCCGAAGGCCAGUCGCUGCUCAAGCUCGCUCCAUCACCUCAGCAGCGCACUCCCUUGCCAGCCUUCCAGCUCUUCCUUCUCUGCAUUGUUCGCCUAGCCGAGCCUGUCGCGUCUAGCCAGAUCUUCCCGUAUAUCAAUGACCUGUGUGUGCAUUUUGGAUAUGUGGCGAGCGAAGACGAGGUUGGGUUCAUAUCUGGGCUCAUCGAUUCCUUAUUCGCCUUCGUCCAGUUGUUCACCGUCAUGCACUGGGGCCGGCUCUCUGAUCGCAUUGGGCGCAAACCGGUUAUCUUACUCGGCCUGUGCGGCGUCACGCUCGCCACGCUUACGUUCGGACUCUCGCGUAGCUUGUGGCUCACCAUCCUCGCUCGCUGUUUGGCGGGCGGGCUCUCGGGGAACGGAGCUGUCAUCCAGACGAUGAUCAGCGAGAUGACAGAUGAGACGAACGAGGCCCGCGCUUUCCCCCUAUAUAGCUUGAUGUGGGCAGUUGGAUGUAUUGUUGGCCCCUCUAUUGGCGGUACGCUCUCCCGGCCAGCGGACAACUUCCCCAGCAUAUUCGGUGGUGUGCCGUUCUGGGAGGAAUACCCCUAUUUCCUGCCGUGUCUGUGCAGCGCAUGCAUCACGGCAGUGUCCUUCUUUACGGCCUGUUUCCUUAAGGAGACCCUCCCAAGUAAAGCUCGUGAUACUACCCUUCCGCAAGCGGUCCAAGUUUCGUACGGCACCCUCGCACCCGAGCCUGAAACCGAGUACCCACCUCCCUCCGCUCCGACCCAACUGCAGAUCCUACGUUCCCGGGCCAUCCCCACCAUCUUCCUCACCGCAUUCAUGAUGAUGUUCACGAAUCAAUCCUGGGACAUCGUAUUCAUCCUAUACGCUUACACCUCGGUCCGCUCCGGUGGGCUGAGCAUGAGCAACCCGCAAAUCGGGUUCUGUCUUGCUGGUGCUGGAGCAGUAGGUGCAAGCAUCCAGCUCUGGCUCUUUCCCCGCGUGGUCAGGAAGUUUGGCGUGCCGGUAUACCCUUGGCUAGUCGCGCUUGUCAUUCCGAUGUUCAUUGGCGCCCCUAUCCUGAAUGGAUUCGCAAGGGCCGUUGGAAGUGGAGCAGGCGGAAGAGGCGACAUUAUGCCUGGUGUCACUUAUGCAGGCGUUGCGAUCCUCCUCUUCAUCGGCAGGUUGGCAGCCAUGGUCUUCCCUCUUAACAUGAUCCUUGUGAAGCGCUCCGCGCCGUCCAAGCUUGCUAUGGGUGCCACAUAUGGUAUGUCCCAGAUGGUCACUGCUUCUGCGCGCGCCGUCUCUCCCUGGUUCGUAUCUUCCCUUUUCGCAUUCUCGAUCGAGCGCAACAUCCUGGGAGGUAAUUUGAUUUGGCUCGUCAUGUGCUGCAUUGGCUUGGUCGCGGUGUUGCAGAGCUUGAAAGUGGAUCGGGUGCUCAAGGAUGCCGCGAGAGAGAGGGGAGAGCAGACACCUACUUCGGUGGACUGCUAGAUUG